Messenger RNA from Paraphaeosphaeria sporulosa, 1782 nucleotides. RefSeq lists its product as uncharacterized. Bases 404 to 1621 code for a protein of 405 amino acids. NCBI's taxonomy places the organism in Eukaryota, Fungi, Ascomycota, Dothideomycetes, Pleosporales, Didymosphaeriaceae. The transcript has a single exon. The record is from RefSeq and is a predicted model, not a curated record.
GUUGCGAAGACUACCACACCCUCGCGGAAUAUUGGACUUGCGAAUGGGACCAAUAUAUGGCAGCGAGUGGCACUCCUCACGAACCCCAAUGCGUGGAAGACAGUUGCCGUGGAGCCCUGUUCAUCACCUCCUGGCUCAAUGGUUGGAACGGGACCAGUAAACAAGCUCCAGAACCAUUCAAGGUUAUCUUCAGUUUGAAUCAUUUUCGGGUCUGUCUUAGUAGCCCAUACGGGUUUGCGCCAUUGUUCAACAUCCCCAAGGGUCUUUUGUACCAUAUGGGUACACUCACAGUACGCCUCGAUGGAGAGCCUGUCGAGUCUAUCGUUGGUGGCGACCAUUGGGAGAGAACUGAGAAGCUCCUGCCACUAAAGCUCUACACUCGGUAUGGAAGGAAUGGAAUGGAAUGAAAGAAUGGGAGAAACUGGUACAGCGGCUGGCUGAUAACAUUCGUCCCAAUCAUCUCACGCUGUAUCUCAUAGUCAAUGCCGAGGAUGCUCAGACCGCGAGAUCUAUCCUAAAGCCACUCGAUCAGCUCCCGACGCUCAAGAAUUGCGGGCUCUGGCUCAACAAAGACAAAAUCCCGGAGCUGAAGACGAUUGCUCAGGAGACUGCCAAGUGCCUGACAUCCUCUGUCCGGACCAUGAAACCGUUCAGGUAUCUUGAACUGCCGAUUGAGAUCAGGUGGAGGAUAUUGGAGUACUCUGACCUAGUCUAUGAUCGUGCCAUAGGAUGGAAAGCACCUCUACCAAGUCUCUGGAAAAUGCCCAGCCCCUACUGCAGCUGCGAACAUGAACUGGACCGAGACACCAUCGAUUCAGGCAUGCAUUUGCCGGACUGUAGCAGAGAUGAGAUGGACGCAAUUGACCUGCAACCAUACGUGGCGGAUUAUAAAUUCGGUGCGAGCCACUGUUGCAAGAAAUCCUCGCGCUUUACCCGCUGCAACCUGACCCCCGCCGGUUUCUGCGAGUGUAUAUUCCACUGCAAACACUCUGCGUACUCGUCCAGCCUCCUUGCGCAACCAAGAACUGGCGUACAUCCCCUCCUCCUAGUCAGCAAGCAAGUCUCUCAGGACGCAGUUUCCGUCCUCUUCCAGCGCAACCGAUUUUUUGUCAUUCCACCAUGCAACUUGUUCGCACUCUGGCAUCCAGACCAAUUAGAAUUCGACCCCGAGCGAAUUGUCACGCCUAUGCCGCGCCUAGAGUUGUCACUAUUCCUUUCCUCCCUCGCACGGAACGCUCUGAGGAAUAUCCGGUAUCUGGAGUGGAUCCUACCACAAUUUAAGAAUUACACCACGGCAUCCAAGUCUGCCUACCUUGACUAUCUCGACACCGUUGAGAUGAUGGCCCAAGCCAUGGUUCUCCCGCAACUCACGCUCGUCUUAGACCUCCGAGGGGGCAUCAAAAUUAAGGACUCGAUAGAGAAUAAUCAUUUCUACUGGCUAACGCGGGUGGCUCCUGAUGGCAAGGUCUACGACAGGGUGCUCCACCCGCUGAGAAGGCUGGAGGGACUAAAAGAUUUCUUUUUGUAUCUGCGGCGCGUAAACAAGAGGUUCGUACCGGGCGGAUGUGCAUAUGAUAAUGACGAGAUGAAAUAUGAGAAGGCGGUCAUGGGAGAGGAGUAAAACAGUCGAGCGAGGGGGAAACCGUGGCUCGUUAGAUUUGAGAGAGGCGGCGGGAAGAGGUGGGGGCGAACCUGGGGCGUAGAUGAGUACGGGGACUAUGAUCCCGGUCUCGAUGGGCGCAGCAGUUGGCGGUAACCAAUGAGUGCGCCUAUGGGCUUGCG